Peniophora sp. CBMAI 1063 is the source of this 2106-nucleotide messenger RNA. NCBI's taxonomy places the organism in Eukaryota, Fungi, Basidiomycota, Agaricomycetes, Russulales, Peniophoraceae. The record is from the annotation of a GenBank genome assembly.
AUGUCCUCAGACCCUCGUUUCGCCCGUCUGAAGACUGAUCCUCGCUUUCGCAAACCCAAAAAGCAACAGUCUAAGGUUGCUGUCGAUGACCGCUUCAAGUCCGCAUUUAAGAGCGACAGCAAAAAGGGAAAGAAGGGCAAGGGAGCCCCACGAGUGGACAAGUAUGGCCGGCGUGUUGCAGAGACGAAAGAGACAGAUGAUCUCAAGCGUUUCUACCGUCUUGACGACGCCGACUUGGCCGCACCCGGUCCUGAUUAUGCUCGUGGAGAGGGUCUCGUCGAGUCUUCCUCUGAGGAGGAACCUGAAGACGCUGCCCCUGAUGCCGACGACAGUGAAGAUGAGGGCGUGGUAACUCUCGGUGCUUCCCGCUCUAAAACUGUCGACGAUAACGCUGAGAUCGACCUCGACGAGGAUAACUUCGCGGAUCUGGAUGCUCAGGCUGCUGCUUACACCCAAACCGUCGUCGAUGCUGAGGAAGAAGAGGAUGACAGCACACGCACUCGGAGACUGGCCGUGGUGAAUCUGGAUUGGGAUCAUGUCCGCGCCGUUCACUUGCUCAAGAUCUUUGAUUCUCUCAUCUCUCCUGUCGUUGGUGCUUCCUCUUCGAAAACCUCGGGCUCUAUCGUACGCGGCAAGGUUCUGAGAGUACGCGUCUAUCCCAGCGAGUUCGGUAAAGAGCGCAUGGCUCGCGAGGAACGAGAAGGGCCUCCAGUAGAGCUGUUCAAGAAGAAGAAGGCCGCGGAGGAAGAGGAAGUAGAUGCUACAAACAUCUACGAAACGGGAGAUGCGGACGAGUACGACGAGGAUGCCCUGAGAAAAUACCAGCUUGAGCGGCUACGAUACUACUACGCUGUCGUCGAGUGUGAUAAUACGCAAGUUGCGUCGCAUAUAUACAAUGAGCUCAAUGGUACAGAGCUUGAACGCUCGGCGAAUGUCUUCGAUAUGAGCUUCAUACCUGAUGAAAUGGACUUCGACGGCGCAUGGCGGGAUGAAGCGACGCCGGCAGAGUUAACCUCUCACUACCGUGCGCUGGAAUUUACUACGGAUGCUCUCCGCCACUCAAAAGUGAAGCUUACUUGGGACGAGGACGACCCUGAGCGUAAUCGUGUCACCCGUCGCACCUUGACUAAGAAGGAAGUCGAAGAGGGAGACUUCCGCGCCUUCAUCGCGUCUGGCUCUGAGUCUGAACCGGAGAGCAAAGCAACGAGGAAGGCGAUGGGCCGUGACAAACUGCGCGAACUUCUCCUUGGUGGGGGAGGUGACGCGCUGCCCGAGGGCUGGGGCAAUUCUGGCUUUGACGGUCCCGGUGAUGACGACGACGUAGACAUGGAGGUCACGUUCAUGCCGGCACUGAGCGAGAAGAAGGAUGAGGAGGAGACGACGUUGGAGAAAUAUCAGCGCAAGAUGCGGGAAAAACGCAAGAAGCGCAAGGAGGAGUGGAAGGAGGGCCAGGCGGACCGCGAAGAGUCCUCCGAAGCGGCGAAGCCGUCGCGUAAAGGCAAAGAUACACCGAAGGACGACUUCUUCGAAGACAGUGGGAGUGAUCUCGUAGCAGAGGCGCUGGCGAAGAAUAAGGAUAACGGUCGGAAAAAGAUGGGAAAGAAGGUGAAGAAAGCUGAGGAAGCCGGAGAGGUUGAGGAGAGGCUACCAUCUACGAAGGAAGAGCUAUCACUGGUCGUCGUGCCGGAUGGGAUUGGGAACGAACCGAAACAUUUCGAUAUGAAGGCGGUUCUUCGUGUCGAGAAGGGUAGGAAAAGGAAUAAGAACAGGCGUGGAAAGAAUGGCGACGAUGAGGAUGAUGGGGAGCGUGAGUUGCAGGAGGACUUCUCCAUUGACGUCAAGGACGACCGCUUCAACGCGGUGCACGAGGACUACACGUUUGCCAUCGACCCCAGUAACCCUCAUUUCAAAAAGACAAAGUCUAUGUCUGCGUUGCUCGACGAGAGGCAGAAGAGGCAGAAACAGAAACGUGGGCAUGACGAUGGAGAUGGGAUGGCAGCGUCCGAGGGAGGCAACGGUGAUCAGAGUCUGCAGAGCCUCGUCGAAAGCCUCAAGAGAAGGACGUCUUCGCUUACGGGAGGAGUCGGGAAGCGACGUAGGACAUGA